AUGGCGUCUCUGCGUCAGAAUCUAGUGCACAAGAUCAUUCUGCUUCGUACUGCUUCAACGCCUCGAACAUUGUUAUUGAGAGGCCAGUCAAGUGCUAUAAGCUUUUUAUUUGCUAGAAAAUUAGCAUCUAAAGCUCACUCGAAUAGACCCACUAUUUUGACAACCAAGGAUGAUCUGCUGAGACAUCGUGUGAAGAUCAUGAGAAUUGUUGGAAUCUUUCCCGAAUCUGUUGCUUACGUCGUUAAGGAAUCGCCAGGGGUGCUAACGGCAAGGAUCGAGGAAUCUUUACCUGACAAGAUCAAAUGUUUUGAAGAAUUGAAUGUAAAACCAAAGUUUACCAAAGAUGAAAUACUCCAUGUGUUGACAAAAUGUCCAACAAUCAUUGCUGCUUACACGGUGGAGUCAUUGCAAAAGAAGGUCCAGUUCUUGGAAGAAGAACUGAAAUUUAAUAAACAUCACAUCAAAAAUAUCAUUCUCAAACAGCCAUCUGUUUUGACAUUCAGCAAUGAUGCACUCAAAGAAAAGUGGAAUUAUUGUUUUGAGAAGAUCAAUGUAAGUCCAACAGGCAUAGCACGUUGUCCCAGGGUGUUUCAGUGCUCCCUUAAAAGAAUUAAAGAAAGGCAUUUGUAUCUAAAGCAUCUGGGACUCAUAAAAGAUGAGACAAUAAUCGAUGAUUAUGGGCUUGGUCUUAUUGUGACUCCUUCCGACAAAAGGUUUGCAGAAAAAGUUGCUAAAAUGUCAUUGGAUGAAUUUGAUGAGUUCAGGGAUGAACUUGACCUCUCAAGCAAGGAGUGAUGUUGGAGAAGAUGGCAGCUACUUUUUGAAAUUAUAUUGACUGCGAAAAAUGAUGAUGAUCAUGUAAAUGACUAACCCCAAAUAUACAGUCAAACACUUUUUAACUCUUUUACCCUCAAGAGUGAGUAUCACCCUUGAAUUAGAUGUAAAGGUUGUGAGGAUAAAGG
Pocillopora damicornis (cauliflower coral) is the source of this 962-nucleotide messenger RNA. RefSeq names its product transcription termination factor 3, mitochondrial. The record is from RefSeq and is a predicted model, not a curated record. Lineage: Eukaryota; Metazoa; Cnidaria; Anthozoa; Scleractinia; Pocilloporidae. Gene Ontology annotation, cellular component: mitochondrion. Gene Ontology annotation, molecular function: double-stranded DNA binding. Gene Ontology annotation, biological process: mitochondrial transcription; regulation of DNA-templated transcription; mitochondrial ribosome assembly.